AUGACAGAAGCCGAGUUAGGCCUGCUGCUCAUACAUCCAGCGGUGACGACGGAGCCGGAGCUACUUGCUAAAGCCCUGGAAGAGGCGGCAGCGAGCGGUGUGCAAAUUGCUGACCAGUUUCUGAUAACCAAGAUCAAUGACAAAUCGGUCGCUGUCGAGGACGAGAAGUACGAUGUGAUCUACUACCUGACUCCGGAGAAGAGGGACGCUAUCAAAUUCCCAGCCACGCUUAUUCCGGUGCUGGCGGAUGCCCUGAAGCCCAACGGGAAACUCUACGGCCUUCCCGACACCUACAAGCUCGAUGCGUUGAUCAACGGCUUCACCACGGCAAGCGAGGGCAGAUACCACUGGGUGAAGAGCGCUGUGCCACAGGACACGGCGACAGCCGUGCCGCUAAAAGCCAGGGCCAAUGGCGGCGGAGCGGCCAAGAAGCUGCCAAGCUUCAAGAGAGCCUCCAGUCCGGUCCAGGUCGCCCAGCAGGACAACGACAACGUCCUGGAAGACGAGUACGACGACGACAACGUCAACACCAGCGGCAAGGCCAAGUUCUUUGCAGAUCUACACAACCCGCCAGCAGAGCUCAUCGAGGAGGAAGAGCUGGUCGCCGACUCGCGCGACCCAACUGGCAUCACCAUGAUCACCUGCGGCAAGACCAAGACAAGAAGAAAGAAGGCUUGCAAGGACUGCACAUGCGGCAUGAAGGAGCAGGAAGAGCAGGAGGUGGACCAGGUGCGCAAGAACCAAGACGCCGUCGUCAAGUUCUCCGAGGACGAACUCACAGAGAUCGAUUUUACCAUAGAGGGCAAGAAAGUCGGAGGCUGCAACUCCUGCUCGCUGGGAGACGCCUUCCGGUGCUCGGGAUGUCCCUACUUGGGGCUUCCAGCUUUCAAGCCGGGCCAGAAGAUCAACAUCGGCAGCAUCCUAGACGACAUCUAG
Torulaspora globosa is the source of this 936-nucleotide messenger RNA. RefSeq names its product electron carrier DRE2 (gene DRE2). The transcript has a single exon. Gene Ontology annotation, biological process: iron-sulfur cluster assembly. Gene Ontology annotation, cellular component: cytoplasm. The record is from RefSeq and is a predicted model, not a curated record. Gene Ontology annotation, molecular function: iron-sulfur cluster binding. Bases 1 to 936 code for a protein of 311 amino acids. Lineage: Eukaryota; Fungi; Ascomycota; Saccharomycetes; Saccharomycetales; Saccharomycetaceae.